AUGCCUCGUGCUGAGAAGGAGGAUGCGAACGAGUUCCAUGUCGAUUUUGAGGAGAACACCAAGAUAAUUCCACAAGACGGUAUGCUGUCAUUAUCACCCGUUUCUAUUCACGACGGCCAGGUCACCGACAUCACCGAAAACGUCUUGAAGAAAGCCCACAAGUCGAUUGUACAAGAAAUCGGGCCACCCCCAAAAGUACCAACUGGACCAGCUGCUGAUCGUGGACGCCUCAAAAUGUACCGACCGGGGCGUGCCAAUCCUACAAAACUGGGCCGUAUCACAAUCAACGGGGAACACAAGCGCCAUCUGGAAAUCACCAAAUGGCUCUGCAUGCAAGCCACCAAGGUCCAUGGCGAAAUCAGCGCAAGAAGCGGAAGCAGGGCAAAUAUUCUGUGCCGAAGGAUAUUUCUGACAUGUGGUCGUGGGUUCGAUGCGUUCAAAGCUCGUGGCUACCGUGGUACACUGAGGGCCUUGCAUAACCGACGUCGCCUCUGGAGCUUCUUUUCCAAGAUCAUAGAGGAAUACCUGCCUCUCUCAAAACAGCGUAGUGCUCCGAAGCCCAAGGCAGAGUCUUUGCCCCAGGUCUCCAAGUCAACCUCAACUCCCAUGGCGUCAACUUUAGUACCUAAGAGCACGCCCACGGCAAUAGACUUCUUCAGAAGACCUUUGAAAGGUAGCAAACCUUGGCCCUGCGACCCCAAUGAGCUGAGGAACAAGUCCCCGAUCCAAGCGCGUUCUGGAGAAUCUGGCUCUUGCCGCUCGUAA
Messenger RNA from Fusarium odoratissimum NRRL 54006, 765 nucleotides. RefSeq lists its product as uncharacterized. Bases 1 to 765 code for a protein of 254 amino acids. NCBI's taxonomy places the organism in Eukaryota, Fungi, Ascomycota, Sordariomycetes, Hypocreales, Nectriaceae. The record is from RefSeq and is a predicted model, not a curated record. The transcript has 3 exons.